UGAUGCUGGGGACGCGAAUGAGGGCAGGGAGGAGGAUGCUGCCGUAGAAAUGGUGGUACGUGGGGCGAACCUCCUGCAAUGGUUUUGACCGUAGAGGCGAAACAAUGUGCCUCUUCAAAGUCUUCGACGUUUUCAUGUCAUCGCGUCUGAAGAGAAUUAGGUAAAAAGAAAAGCUACUAUCCUCUCUUUAUUCCCAUUCCCCAGGUUUGAAAGGUUAUGUAAAUAUAGCCGUAUGUUUGUACACUGAAGGCCCAGGUGGCUGAUUUAAGGAAUUAUAGUUGUCUUAAUUAAUAGAAAUGUGGAAUGUGGAUUUGAAUUGCAGUAGAUGUAGUUAAAAUAUAGGCGCUGGCCUUUUCCAGUGAUUGGUUCACAUUGGGAAUUGUAGUCCGGUGUUUUUGCUCUCAUAUAUGCUACAUUGCAUUCGGUAGUAUUUUUCUUAGUGGUAGGUCUACCUUUAUCAAACAAUUCCAUUAAAAUAUGCAAUAUUUUUGAAGAUUAGAAAGGCUGACGUCCAAUUACAAACUCUGUCCAUUACGCGCGAGGAGAAGUAACGGACUGUUAUUAGGGUAUAAUAUUUGUAAAAUGGUACAAGUUUUGUGAUUUUGCAGAAUAUCUUUGGGGUGUCGUGCGCCACCUCUCGCCAUAAAGGCGGUAGUAAUAGGUGGGUCUCUUGUCAAGAAUGAGUAUACGCUGCAGUGCGGACAAAAACCGAGAAGUGGGAUGGAUCGAGAGCCUUGGCGUUGGAGAGCAUAUGACCGUAUUUUAAACCGAGACAUCAAUUAGUAAGAGAAGGCAUAUUGUAUCGGAAUAGUUUAUCGGAAUUGGACCCGCUGCUUACCUGGAUUUUAGUCGUCGACAAUGUAUUUUAAUUGUGCAUUCAUGCAAAGCAUACACCUGUACACUGCAGUUUGUAAUCAUCGGAAUCCGCUUGCGUGACACGUUUAUUGUCGAAGAAAUUGGAUCUUAUUCUAAUUUAAACAACUUGACAAACUAAUGUAGAAAAGCUAAAAAAAACUAAAUGUGUGUGUUAGGCCAAUACACAAUUUAAGAAAAUCAUAUGUUUGAUUGAAUUUAUUGGAGGUUUCGCUUGGGAUAAUUGCCUGCUAAAUGCAAAGGAGUACGGUUCAGUUUAGCGUCGGACAUCGGAGUAGAUAUCUAUAUGGACCUUUCUCGCAAUGGAUUUGGUCUUACAUGGGGAAAUUAUGCUAUUAUUGAGUGUAUAGCUGUAGCAGUAGGGCUACUGUUUGUCAGAGGAAGUCUUCUGCCACCUUAAAAUCCCAAAUGAAGAUUCCAAAAAGACGGAAAAGACUAACGUGCCGUCUCUGCACCAGAUAAAUGGCUCAUUUAAGUUGGGAGCUGCCCGCGUUCUGUCGGGCUGGCAGAUGCAGUGCCUAGUGCCAGGCCUCCAGGACCACGCCAACAUGAAUGGGGCUGGGGAGACGGCAGACAUACUGCCGCCUAACUGCAUGGUCAAGGACCGAUGGAAAGUGCUGAAGAAAAUCGGAGGGGGAGGUUUUGGGGAGAUCUACGAAGCUCUGGACCUGUUGACUCGGGAGAACGUGGCAUUGAAGGUGGAGUCGGCCCAGCAGCCCAAACAGGUCCUGAAGAUGGAGGUGGCAGUCCUGAAGAAACUGCAGGGUAAAAACCAUGUUUGCAAGUUUAUUGGCUGUGGGAGAAAUGACAAAUUCAACUACGUGGUCAUGCAACUUCAGCAGGGACGCAAUUUGGCGGACUUGAGGAGGAGCCAGCCUCGGGGGACUUUCACCAUGAGCACCACACUUCGCCUGGGGAAACAGAUCCUGGAGUCUAUAGAGGCCAUCCACUCUGUUGGCUUCUUGCAUCGAGAUAUCAAACCGUCAAACUUCGCCAUGGGAAGGCUGCCUUCAACCUUAAGGAAGUGUUACAUGUUAGACUUCGGCCUCGCACGGCAGUACACCAAUACCACUGGAGAAGUCCGCCCUCCGAGAACUGUUGCAGGUUUUCGAGGAACUGUCCGAUAUGCCUCAGUCAACGCACAUAAAAACAAAGAAAUGGGCCGCCAUGAUGACCUAUGGUCUUUAUUUUACAUGUUGGUGGAAUUUGCAGUUGGACAGCUACCAUGGAGGAAAAUCAAGGACAAGGAGCAAGUUGGGCAGAUUAAAGAUCGAUAUGACCAUAGGAUGUUGCUGAAACACAUGCCGUCAGAGUUUCAUAUCUUCCUCGACCAUGUAUUGGGCCUGGACUACUACACCAAGCCGGAUUAUCAGCUGCUGAUGUCGGUGUUUGAGAACAGCAUGAAGGAGCGCAACAUCACGGAAAAUGAGCCGUUUGAUUGGGAGAAAGGCGGGACAGACUCCACACAGUCAACAAGCGCCUCCACCCAACCACAGCACAACACACGGCCCACCGUCGCCAUGGUGGGAGCCCUAAACACCCCGGUGCCUGGAGACCUCCAGAGAGAGAACACGGAGAACGUGCUCCAGGACGAGCACCUCAGCGACCAGGAGAACGCCCCUCCGGUCCUGCCUCCCAGUGGGAGCCGCCAGGGGGGCGAGGGCGGUGGCCAGACGCCCGCAAAGGGCGAGGGAUGGGAGGACACCGACUUCAACCGCAACAAACUCAGGAUCAGCCUGGGCAAGGGGGCCCAGGAGGGGGAUGAACCCAGCAGAGGGGCCUGUCCCAUGUCGCCGUGCCGGGCAGGAGGGGCCCCAGAGUCCCCCAGUGGCCAGGUGCGCUCCCUCCGGUACCGCCGCAUCAACAGCCCAGAGUCAGACCGCAUGUCGGCCGCUGAUGGGAGGGCCGUCGAUGGCUAUGGCCAAAGUAUCAGGUCCCGCAUGGACAUCCUGGGCUCGCCCUCGCGCCACAUGUACUCGUCCCAACCGGCCAUGAUGCUGUCUGUGGACGACGGCCUGCAGCGCGGGCGGCACGGCGAGGGCUCGGUGGCGUCCGUGGACCAGGAAGCCCACAGCAAUGCCUUUAUCAGAUCGGUGCCGCUAGCAGAGGAGGAAGACUUUGAUAGCAAGGAGUGGGUGAUCAUUGACAAGGAGACAGAGCUGAGGGACUUCCAGCCCACCACGUCGGGCACCACAGAUGAGGAGCCUGAGGAGCUGAGGCCCUUGGAGGAGGGAGAGGAGAGGAGGAAGCUGCGGGGAGGAGGGGCGGAGAUGGUGGUGCGGCCCAAGACGACCCACACAACCAACAGCAGCCGGGGCAUGCUCACGCUCACCGAGGAGGAAGCCUCCAGACGAAGUGGGGGAAGCCCCGCCAUGUCGCCCUGUCAUUCACUCCCACCAGGCCGUCCUAUCGGACCCCAAAGACCGAUGAUCAUGUCUCUGACUGAGCACAAUGGCCUAUAUCAGCCCUGUCCAGACUUCAGGACCAAGGGCCAGAUGGAUGAGAAGGAGUAUUUCCACAUCCUUCCCCAGCUCCAGGUCAAGAGGGCCGACUUCCUCACUGUCAUGCUGACCGGCACCCUUCCUCAGCGGCGAACCUUCCCAGCAGCUCUGUCGGCAGAGAACGAGGUCCAGGAGCCCCAGAGCCCGCGGGACGAUGAUGUGUCCAAGAGUGAGUCAUACAGCGAGACCAGCCAAAAGAGCACAGAGCGGAGCCAGGAUGGGGCCCCUGACACCCUCAUGGCCGGCCCCCGGGAACCCGCCUCAGCCGCAGAUGCUGACCCUGACUUUGAGGACGGCUCCAAGACCCUGGUUUUGUUCUCGCCGGGGGAUACCCGGAAGUCUCCAUCCACUGGGGGAGAACACGUCCUGCUCGAGGUUGACUUCAGGACACCGUCUGCCUCUACCCCUAGGAACGAUAUGCCUCUGGUGGGUGCGGGCAGCCAGCCAGAGCUCUCCUUCACACUGAGGUCGGACUUGGGGCCAUCCACCCCUAUCGCCCCCGCAUCUCCCCCCUUCACCAAAGUUGAGCUCACCUUUGUCCACAUCUCCGAGACUUCCCACUUUAACAUCAUGUCUUCCAGAGGUCAAACCGCAAAGGAGAGCAGCGACCACUGCGACAUCUCAGCCGUUACCCAGGAGGCCUCACCAUGGGAAGGAGACACCCGUGAACAGACCGGACAUGUCGAAAAGGGUGAGGAAUCCCAGAGUCCUUCCAGAGAGCCCCAAGCCCAUUCUAUCCCAGACGUGACCCCGGAGAAUGGUGUCACGCGCACCAAAUCGGACGACCGCCCACCGCUGGUCUUCGUCAAGUCUUUGGAGCCUGUCCCGGAAGCCAUGUCGCCCAUUCUGGAACACAAAACUCUCUCUGUAGAUUCCAACAAGGGGCCAUUGUCUACCGAAGGUAUUGCCAACGCUGAACUACCGCACACCACCCUCAGGCGGAGGAUCAAAAGCCGCAUCCCGGUUCUACUGUCUGAAGAGGGCACAGGCUCGGAGUGUUCAGCCUCGCUCUCUGCCCGGGCGCAACUACAGAAGAGAGCCCGGAAACUGGACCUGGCACGCCUGGUGGUGCAGAAGCAGCAGGGCCGCUGGAUGAGGCUGCCCUCGGGGACAUCCUCCUCGCUGUCCUCCGGAAACGGUAGGGCCUCCGAGACGCUCUCCACUACCGGCUCGGAGGAAGACACCCAUGCCUCGGACGAGUCUCUGGCCAGGAGGAGGUCCUGUCUGAAGGCCAGCGCAGGGGCUGGAGGGGACCAGGGCCAGACGGAGUGGAACAGCAGGAUCCCCAGGCCCGUCACCCCCAUCAAGAGGCCCUCAGGGUGGCUGCUGGCCGCCGUGUCCUCUCCUCUCGCUGUGCCAGGAUCGGGCAUUUGUAGAGAUGCAUCCACCUUUGGUAAUGGGCUCCAAGUUCAGAAAAUAGGACCAAGCACUCUCCCAACCCAGAGGCGGUCUAAACCUCUGCAGACCGGCUCCUCUUCUUCCUCCUGUCCAAGGCCCUGUCCUGUCCCCGCCCAGCCCUGCAGCAGCCCCCGAAUGCCCCUGCGCUGCGUUGUUGUGACCCAACGUAGCUUAAGCACCUCCCACUGCAGGUCAGACAGCCCCUCCCCCCAGCGUCUCCAUCCAACUAGACAGUCCCUCUCUGUCCGGCCCACAACUGCCCCUCCCCUCCAGCCCAGGGCUGAUACUACUACUACUACUACUACUACCAGCAUAAAACGGGCCAACUCACAGGACCCCUUUACCCAGGUGUCCACCGCUAUGCCUGCCAGAAUCCGAGCCAAAUCCACGGGCCCUGCCAAAGCGAAACAAAGCACAGGGGACAAGAUGGCUGCCGCGAGAUAGUAAACAGAUUCACUGGGAAGAAACGCAUAUGCUUCUCUGUUGUCCUCAGAAAGACUCAAUGCUUCAAAAAGCUCCAGCCCGGACCCAAAUUAAGACUGAUGCGGUUUCCCAUCUUUUUUUACCUUCUUUGAUCCAAACCAUGUACAGUGGGGCAAAAAAAGUAUUUAGUCAGCCACCAAUUGUGCAAGUUCU
Molecule: messenger RNA, 5408 nt
Organism: Oncorhynchus mykiss (rainbow trout)
Lineage: Eukaryota; Metazoa; Chordata; Actinopteri; Salmoniformes; Salmonidae
Source: RefSeq, a predicted model, not a curated record